UCAUAUGCAACUCAAAGUCAUCAAAGAAUCAAAUUCUUUCUAUUAACAGAAGAAUCUAAUUCGUUAGUGUUAGAAAUAGGAUUGGUCAAAAAUUACUCAAAUCCUAAUAUUUAUGACAAGAUCUUUGGUAACCUUGAUAUUCACACAAACUAAUCAUCAUACAUAUCGUUCAAGCAAAGAAACUUGAACAAAAAAAGUUGCAGUUGCAGUCACAUUACAGUGCCACCAUCUACACUCCACUCUUCUUCCACUACUUUCUAGUUGUCACUUCUUCAGAAUUCCUCAAUUUUAUCUUUAAUUUAUUUAUUUUUAAUUAAUGUACCCUUCUUCUUACUUUCCCAUUUUCUGUAUCUCAUGAUAUUCUUGUAUCCAAGUUCUGCACUUUUAAUCAAACCCUCAAAUCCCAUUUCAUGGAGAUCUGAUUGUAAGCUUAAAAACAGCAAAAACCCAGUUCAAUUUCCUGCUUUAACACCCAUUUCUUGCAGAUUUCAGCAGAAAAAAGGGUUCUUUCAGCACAAAUUUUUAAGCAUUAGCAGUAGUAGUAUACAGAAAAAAUCUGAUAGUUUUUUGAUGAUGGAAUUUCUUAGUAAAUUGGGAAUUGGGUGUUUUGGGAAUAGGAAAGAUAGGCAAUUGCAACAAUUAGGGCAGAAGACAGAGACUGAAUCUGUUGCUGGUGGGCAGGAUAUUGUGGAUUCUGCCAUGGUUGAGUUUAACCUCUCUCCUAAGCAUCUUGUUGUCAUGGUUAAUGGUCUUAUUGGAAGUGCCACUGACUGGAAAUUUGCUGCUGAUCAAUUUGUGAAGCAGCUCCCUGACAAAGUAAUGGUGCAUUGUAGUCAAUGCAACACCGCUACAUUGACAUUUGAUGGUGUUGAUUUGAUGGGUGAACGUCUUGCUGAUGAGGUAUCCACUGUUAUCAGCCGCAGGCCUGGGUUGCAGAAGAUUUCAUUUAUUUCACAUUCUUUAGGGGGUCUUGUUGCAAGGCAUGCUAUUGGAAAGCUGUAUGAACCUCAGGAAACAUCGAACAUUUUGGUUGCAAAGGGAAACUACUUUGAAGAUGAGACUUUAAGUUGUAGCGUUGAAAAGGUUGGAGAAGACUGCCAAGGUAGAAUUGCUGGACUGGAACCCAUGAAUUUUAUCACUGUUGCAACUCCACAUCUGGGUUCACGAGGACACAGACAGUUGCCUUUCCUUUGUGGCGUCCUUUUCUUGGAGAAACAAGCUUCACAAACUGCGCACUUGAUUGCUGGAAGGUCUGGAAAGCAUCUCUUUCUAACUGAUACCGAAGAAGGCAAACCUCCACUUCUUGUUCGUAUGGCUUCUGAUUCAUAUGAACUAAAAUUCAUUUCUGCUUUACGAUCUUUCAAGCGGCGUGUUGCUUAUGCCAAUGUUGACUUUGAUCAUGUAGUUGGGUGGAGCACCUCUUCAAUCCGCAGGCGGCAUGAACUACCUAAGUCUAAUUUACUCGCAAACGAUGACAAGUACCCUCAUAUUGUUUACGUUGAGCAUGACACUCCGGAUAAUGGUCGCCAUAAAGUGUCUUCAUAUGCUGAUAACCAGACACUCGACUAUGAAGAGGAGAUGAUCAGAGGUCUUAACCAAGUACCUUGGGAACGUGUAGAUGUCAGCUUCCAUCAGAGCAGACAGCGAUACAUUGCACAUAACACCAUUCAGGUGAAGAGCUAUUGGUUGAAUUCUGAUGGUGCAGAUGUUAUCUACCAUAUGAUCAACAACUUCCUGGUUUAAUCUCCGGCAAUAUCGCUCCUUAUCUUGCACUCCAUGGGUUUGUCUGAAUUGUAAACUUAUAAUGCUUUACUCUGCAUUUCUUAGACUAGAUAUAGCUGCUCAUGUUGUAUUUUACUGAAAAUUCUGCUCAUGUACAUCUAUUAGACGUCAUUUUUGGAAUUUAGAACGCUCUUACUCUCUAUUAGUAUUAGUAUAUGAUCUUUGUAAUUAUUACCUUUCUCAUCUAUCAUAGCCAGUGUUAUGCAAGAACCUAGAGCUCUCACUUUUCCUGCAAUAGAGCUGUUUUUUUUUUUU
Messenger RNA from Chenopodium quinoa (quinoa), 2037 nucleotides. RefSeq lists its product as uncharacterized. The coding region runs from base 355 to 1743 and encodes 462 amino acids. The record is from RefSeq and is a predicted model, not a curated record. NCBI's taxonomy places the organism in Eukaryota, Viridiplantae, Streptophyta, Magnoliopsida, Caryophyllales, Amaranthaceae. The transcript is spliced from 10 exons.